Molecule: messenger RNA, 1434 nt
Organism: Lottia gigantea (owl limpet)
Lineage: Eukaryota; Metazoa; Mollusca; Gastropoda; Lottiidae
Exons: 9
Biological process (GO): nucleoside diphosphate catabolic process
Cellular component (GO): plasma membrane
Molecular function (GO): UDP phosphatase activity; GDP phosphatase activity
Source: RefSeq, a predicted model, not a curated record
UAUGGUAUAAUAAUGGAUGCUGGAUCAUCUCAUACCAAUAUGUAUGUAUAUAAAUGGGAUGGUGAAAAAUAUAAACAGACAGCUAUAGCUUCUCAAUUUGGUGAAACUUGUAAAGUUCCUGGUAAAGGUAUAGCAACGUUUGUAAACAAUCUAGAAGAUCUAUCUGAAGGGUUAAAACAGUGUUUAGAUAUAGCUAAAACUAUUAUACCUAAAGAUCAUUGGAAGAAGUCACCAAUAUAUCUUGGUGCUACAGCUGGUAUGAGAUUAUUACAUGAAGUAAAUUCCACACAAAGUGAUUCUAUCUUAUCAGAAGUUCGUAAAACAAUUGGAGAAUAUCCAUUUCUAUUUGAUAAACCUGAGAGCCAAGCUAGGAUAAUAUCAGGAGAUGAAGAAGGAGUAUUUUCCUGGAUUACCAGUAAUUAUGUUAGUAAAUCAUUUCAAAAUCCACCCAAACCCUCUACACUCCAAGCUAAAAAAUCACCAACCAUAGGAGCAUUAGAUAUGGGAGGGGCAUCAGCUCAAAUCACUUUCAUUCCAGCUAAUUAUACGACUCAACCUGUGAACUAUACUCAAUCUAUCCAAUUAUACAGUGUUAAUUAUACACUAUAUACUCAUAGUUAUCUUUGUUAUGGUGUCAACGAGGCUCAGAGACGCCUACAGGCUGCUUUAACUGUGGUAAAUGUUAAAUACCCCUGUGCUCCAGUCGGCCAUGUUGUAAAUGUGAGUUAUGAGAGAGUAUUUAAGGCACCAUGUACUAGUGGAAUGGAUAAACAACAAGAUUAUAGUUUCUUAUUAGAUGAUCCUACCCUAGAGAUUAUUGGAGAGAGUGAUCCAGAUCAGUGUUUGAAUUUUAUACAAAAUAAUUUAUUUGAUUUCAAUCAGACAUGUUCUUAUCCUCACUGUUCUUUUAAUGGUCAAUUUCAACCUGAUGUGUUCGGAGAAUUUUAUGCAUUUUCAAGUUUUUAUUAUGUAGCUCAUUUUUUAAAUUUAACUAAUGGUACAGAACAGUUUACAUUAGAUCAGCUUAAUACCUCUACAUUACAUUUCUGUAACAAGACAUGGGAUGAGGUACCGCAGUAUAUGCCAGCUGUGUUACCUACCAGCCUACCAUGGUAUUGUUUUCAAGCUAAUUAUGUAAUUACUAUGUUAACGAGAGGAUAUGGUUUUAAUGAGGAUAAUUGGAAUACACUGAGAUUUGUUAAACAGGUAGAAGAUACUGAUAUUGGUUGGUCGUUAGGUUUUAUGUUGAACGAGAGUAAUCAGAUACCAGUUAACGAACCAGUCGUACCAAUAGCCCUAACGACUUUUAUUUUAUUAAUUAUCUUAUUUUCAUUAUUUAUAUUGGUCUCAAUAGGAUUUGCCUGUCAUGCCAGAAAACACUCGAACGCCAAACAGAAGGGGUAUUCCUUAUUUUCUAAUUAUGGGGCUGUUUAA